AUGGCGCCCCGCGCGGCCGCCAUCCGCCAGACCUGCUGCUGCUUCAACGUCCGCAUCGCUACCACCGCCCUGGCCAUCUACCAUGUGAUCAUGAGUGUGUUGCUGUUCAUUGAGCACGCGGUGGAGGUGGCCCAUGGCAAGUCCUCCUGCAAGUUCUCAAAGACGGGCUACCUCAGGAUCGCCGAACUGGUCUCCAGCUUCCUGCUUAUCACCAUGCUCUUCAUCAUCAGCUUGAGCCUGCUGGUUGGCGUGGUCAAGAACCGGGAGAAGUGCUUGCUGCCCUUCCUGUCCCUGCAAAUCAUGGACUUCCUCCUGUGCCUGCUCACUCUGCUGGGCUCUUACAUCGAACUGCCCGCCUACCUCAAGUUCGCCUCCCGGAGCAGCAGGCGGGCGAGCCCUUCCAAGGUCCCACUGAUGACCCUACAGCUGUUGGACUUCUGCCUGAGCAUCCUGACCCUCUGCAGCUCCUACAUGGAGGUGCCCACCUAUCUCAACUUCAAGUCCAUGAACCACAUGAAUUACCUCCCCAGCCAGGACGGUAUGACUCACCACCAGUUCAUCAAGAUGAUGAUCGUCUUCUCCAUCGCCUUCAUCACUGUCCUUAUCCUGAAGGUCUACAUGUUCAAGUGUGUGUGGAGAUGCUACAGGUUCAUGAAGUACAUGAACUCGGCUGAGGAGAGGAGUGGUUCCAAGAUGCUACAGAAGGUGGUCCUGCCAUCGUACGAGGAAGCCGUGUCUCUGCCAUACAAGGUUCCGGAGGGGGGCCCAGCACCACCCCCGUACUCAGAGGUGUGA
Rangifer tarandus platyrhynchus (Svalbard reindeer) is the source of this 795-nucleotide messenger RNA. NCBI's taxonomy places the organism in Eukaryota, Metazoa, Chordata, Mammalia, Artiodactyla, Cervidae. The record is from the annotation of a GenBank genome assembly.